AUGAGCCAGCUUUUUCUCUCGAAUUUGACACUCGCCGACUUCGACGGAAAGUUCCAACUCUACCUAAGUGACCGUGCCCUCCGAUUUUCUGAUAGCGGUGAACAGAACAUGAUGAUCAUUCCACGGAACAGUGUGGCAGCAGUCAGAGUCCGAGACACGGACCUGUCCUUCUCCACCACCGACAUUCCGAAAGCUGCAGCCUUUACUCUGCUCAGCAUGGCGGUGUCCGGCUGGCUUGCUCGCCGAUCCAUGUACGGUCUGGUCCAUGCCAAAGGUGCGUUGGACACUGUCUCGGCCGUUGGAGCAGUCGGAGGCAAGGGAGUUCACGAGGCUUUUCUCUUGACUGAGAGCCCUCUCAAAGCACAGAUGCCCACUCCGCAGGCGCUCCUCUUGGAGGAAGCUCUGGAGUUGAAACGACGAGGAUGGAUUCCGACGAGUUCCGUGCCUGAGUGCGAAGAUGCCUUUGCAGGCGAAGUGCAGGAGGCGCUGGAGAGCUCAGGAAUGGCCUGGCUAUCAGUUCAGCUUCCCGAGUUCCAGCACCCUGUCAUUUUUGCAGAGUCUCAAUAUGGACAGGAUAUCGAGAUCCCCUCUGGCGUCCUCGCGGCAUCCAGAUCGAAGGAUGUCGACCAGAAAGACCUCGAUGCCCUGAAGGGAGCACAGUGGUUGCUCCGAUCAAUGCGACCGGAGCCGGCAGCUGCGGCUACGAGCUCGGUUCCUGCUGGGCUUACGGGACAAGGCCGGAGCUUCAAAAGCUUUCUGGACCAUGGAGCUGCCUUGGAACAUCCAGCACUUUUGAAGAGCCUCCGGCUGGGUCGCUCGUCGCGUGCGGCCAUGUUCAAGGAUCGGGAUGCCAGACCCAGUGCCGAUGAACUCCGCCGCCUGGCCGAGUUGGUGCGGCGCCCGCGGCGCCAGCUCAGUUCGGAGGAGAAGGAUUUGCUGUUCCGAUUUCGCUGGAGCCUGACAGACCAGCCGGGUGCCUUGACCAAGUUCCUCCACGCAGUGGACUGGUCGCACGUGGAGGAGCGGAACCAUGCCAUCGAGCUCUUGGGACAUUGGAGUCCAGUGGACAUCGACGAUGCCCUGGAGCUCCUCAGCAAGGAUUUUCAAGGACUUCGAGAAGUUCGGCACCAUGCUGUGCAGAGGCUGCAGAAUGCCAGCGAUGCAGAUCUGCAGCUCUAUUUGCUGCAGCUCGUGCAGGCUCUGCGCUACGAGCCUCCAAAUGAGGCUACCAUGGAGAGCGAGGCCGAAGGUGGCCGAAGCGGCGAGGCCUUGGCAGGGUUCCUGAUUCGCCGAGCUGUUAGCUGCCCUUCUUUAGCCACUCUGCUCUAUUGGUAUGUCGUGGCCGAAAUCGACGAGGGUGAGUCUGGCGGACACUUCGACAUGGUGCGGCAGCGGCUUCUCGAGGCUUUGCGGUCCUCGCAGGAGGCAAAAGCCACAAGGCACCUGCUGGAGCAGCAGGAGAGACUGCGCAAGAAGCUGCUGUGGAGUCUGCAGGUGGCCAAGGCUGGUAAGAGAGACCGGAUCGAGAAGAAGAUCGAACGCUUCCGCCAAGCGCUGGUUGCCACUGAUCCACCUGCUGGGGAGGAUUCCUUCCAAGAGCUGGAUCUGGUCAACGGGCUGAAGGAAGGCAUCCCGCUGCCUGUGGAUCCGUCCGUUUCUUUA
This is a messenger RNA of Symbiodinium sp. CCMP2456, 1662 nucleotides long. The record is from the annotation of a GenBank genome assembly. NCBI's taxonomy places the organism in Eukaryota, Dinophyceae, Suessiales, Symbiodiniaceae.